This is a messenger RNA of Hippopotamus amphibius kiboko, 939 nucleotides long. RefSeq names its product olfactory receptor 2H1. The record is from RefSeq and is a predicted model, not a curated record. Lineage: Eukaryota; Metazoa; Chordata; Mammalia; Artiodactyla; Hippopotamidae. The transcript has a single exon. Gene Ontology annotation, cellular component: membrane. Gene Ontology annotation, molecular function: olfactory receptor activity; G protein-coupled receptor activity. Gene Ontology annotation, biological process: G protein-coupled receptor signaling pathway. The coding region runs from base 1 to 939 and encodes 312 amino acids.
AUGGUCAACCACAGCUCCCCGGUGGACUUCCUCCUUCUGGGCUUCUCUGAACACCCAGGGCUUGAAAGAAUCCUCUUCGUGGUCAUCUUGAUUUCUUACCUCCUGACUCUGGUGGGCAACACGCUCAUCAUCCUGCUGUCCAUGCUGGACCCCAGGCUCCACUGCCCAAUGUACAUUUUCCUCUCCAACCUCUCCUUCUUGGACCUCUGUUUCACUACAAGUUGUGUCCCCCAGAUGCUGGUCAACCUCUGGGGCCCAAGGAAGACCAUUACUUUUCUUGGCUGCUCUGUCCAGCUCUUCAUCUUCCUGCUUCUGGGGACCACUGAGUGUGUCCUCCUGACAGUGAUGGCCUUUGACCGCUGUGUGGCUGUCUGCCAGCCCCUCCGCUAUGCCACCAUCAUCCACCCCCGCCUGUGUUGGCAGCUGGCAGCUGUGGCCUGGGUAACGGGUCUGGUCCAAUCAAUAGUCCAGACACCACCCACGCUCCACCUGCCCUUCUGCCCCCAUCGACAGAUAAAUGACUUUCUAUGUGAAGUCCCUUCUCUAAUUCGACUCUCCUGUGGAGACACCACCUUCAAUGAAAUCCUGUUAGCUGUAUCCAGUGUCAUCUUUGUGGUCGUGCCCCUUAGCCUCAUCCUUGCCUCUUAUGGUGCCAUUGCCCAGGCAGUACUGAGGAUUAAUUCUGCAAAGGGGAGGAAGAAGGCUUUUGGGACUUGUUCCUCCCAUCUCAUUGUGGUCACCCUCUUCUAUAGCUCAGUUAUUGCUGUCUACCUCCAGCCCAAAAAUCCCUAUGCCCAGAAGAGGGGCAAGUUCUUUGGUCUCUUCCAUGCAGUGGGCACUCCUUCACUUAACCCCCUCAUAUACACCCUGAGGAACAAGGAGAUAAAGAAGGCACUCAGGAGGUUACUGGGGAAGGACAGGGACUCCAGGGGGAGCUGA